GUUAACUAGCAUCUGCGGCUAUCACAUUUUCACAGUUUGGUCUUUCUGGUUUAUUUCUGUCCGUGUUAUCGUCUUGACGUGGAAGAUUGGACAGUAAUUAUCACAUUUGUAAGUUCCAGGUUUGAUUUGCCACCAUGUUCUUCACACGCGCUCUCCUGCGGAAAGGCAUUCCUGGGAAGCAGUGGACCGGAAAGCAUCAGCGACCCCGGCAUGUCUCGAUUCAGAUGAAGAAAAACAUUCUGAAGCACCUGGAGCGCGAGGCCGCCAACGAAUACUGGCUCAGCCGGCCGUACAUGACUAAAGAGCAGGAACUCGGCCACGCAGCAGAGCGCAGAGCCCAAAACUGGCUUCAAAUCAAGGAGUCAAAGUUACAAAAUUUCCCUGCGCACAAGUACAUGAAAGAUCACCUGAGUCACCUGCUGGUCACCAAAAGGUGGACAAAUUAAAACGAAGAAGCAUAGAUUGUCCUUUUUAAUGUAGCUGUUUUGUUGUUAAGCAGGACAUGCUAUAUAACCUGAAAAGACUGUUUAAAGUCUUCUGACCAGAUAAAAUGUUGCUCUUUUAUGAGUCUGUGUAACUAAAACUGAAUUUACUCCACAAGACUUGUCUUUAGAUUAAAAACAAAACUGCCCAACA
Messenger RNA from Austrofundulus limnaeus, 636 nucleotides. RefSeq names its product mitochondrial ribosomal protein L57 (gene mrpl57). The record is from RefSeq and is a predicted model, not a curated record. Lineage: Eukaryota; Metazoa; Chordata; Actinopteri; Cyprinodontiformes; Rivulidae. Bases 135 to 446 code for a protein of 103 amino acids. Gene Ontology annotation, molecular function: structural constituent of ribosome. Gene Ontology annotation, cellular component: mitochondrial ribosome. The transcript has 2 exons. Gene Ontology annotation, biological process: mitochondrial translation.